UUUCCUCUUUCUCUCUCCUCUCUUUUUUUUUCUCGUUCUUUUCUUUCUUUUCCAUGGACGCCACCCGCGUCGUGCUGGAGCGGAGCGACCCGGAGUGGCGCCCGGCCGACGCCGUCGACGCGUCCGGCGUCGGCCUGCUGCACUCGGCCAUCGCGCAGGGCCGGCCGGACCUCGUCCAGCUGCUGCUGGAGUUCGGCGCCGACGUCGACCUCCGAGACCACCCGGGAUUCGCCGUGCUCGAGUCCGAGGAGGUCAAGCGCGUCGGACUCCGAGCCCGACCGCUCGACCCCGACGCCCCGCUCAAGCCGGGGAAGCUCUACUUCCUCGUCGACCUCCCCCGCGCCGACCCCGAGCCCGACUACCGCCGCGCCGGCGCUGGCGCCGCGCGUUCCUACGCGUUCCUACUAGUUGCCUGGUGA
Molecule: messenger RNA, 419 nt
Organism: Ananas comosus (pineapple)
Lineage: Eukaryota; Viridiplantae; Streptophyta; Magnoliopsida; Poales; Bromeliaceae
Exons: 1
Coding region: 54-419 (121 amino acids)
Molecular function (GO): protein binding
Source: RefSeq, a predicted model, not a curated record